AUGCAAGGUAUUGUUUGGGAACAGUUAGACGCUGCUACAAUGUCGCGCUUCAGUGUAGAACUUCCCAGAGAAGAACUGGAAGCAUGGCAGUUGGACAGUGCCGGUCCGAAGGAUGAACUCAUGCAACGUUUGAUGACAAAUAUUAAUGCGCAACGUGAAGCGACUCCGCCUCUCGAACAGACGUCUUCAAUCAGCACAGGUGCGCCCGCGGUACAAUUGGACCCCGCCACGCUACAAAACCUGUCAGCUUUGCUUCAGCAUAUGCCACGCCCGACGACAACUCUAACUACGUUGUCGGAUCUGUCAUCAUCCAUACCACAGUUCGAAGACCCACGGAAGCAAAACGUUAAAAUGUGGUUGGAGGAUGUUCGCUGUGUCCAGCAACUUGCGUUUCGGGAGGACGCUACGACCCGCCUGAUUGCCGCAAGCAAGCUCAAAGGCGCUGCUCGUAAUUGGCACCUCGCGUUUGGAAGCCAGUUUGACACUUGGAAAACAUGGAGCGCAGCUCUUCAAGAAACGUUUUCUCCGGACUUGACCCUGAUCGAGUGGCAAAACCAAGUCAUGAAAGCGACUCAGGAACAUGGUCAGUCUCUCCAUCAGUACGCUUUUGCGAAGCUACGGGUCAUUGAACGCUGUCCUGUCACUCUCAGUGACGCGCAAAAAAAUUUACUACUUGCUUCAAGGUAUACGUGAGCAACACAUCUCCGCAGCCCUAGCAGCCAACAGGCCACAAACGGUCAAAGGCUUUAUCACGACCGGUUGCAGUCUCGACAAAUGUGCUUAUCAGCAAAACUACUCAAGUCCCUCAUCGUCGACAUCUGCACAACAGAAGCCUGCCACACAGUCGC
Messenger RNA from Ornithodoros turicata, 848 nucleotides. RefSeq lists its product as uncharacterized. The record is from RefSeq and is a predicted model, not a curated record. The transcript has a single exon. Bases 1 to 693 code for a protein of 230 amino acids. Lineage: Eukaryota; Metazoa; Arthropoda; Arachnida; Ixodida; Argasidae.